AGCCUUUCAACGAGGCAGUAUGACCGAGUAUUGUUGCUGCGCUGCUCUGCGUGCAGUUACGGUAAUGGUGCUGAUGAGGGCGAGGAAGACGUGUGAUGCUGCUGCUGUGUCCUGCUGCCAUUUCAUCCGCGGAUCCUCAAGAAAAUAUCAACAGUCAAAUAAACCAGGAGCUCGGAUCAUCUGUCGUUUUGCACACACAAAAGGCCGGUUUAUCUUUAAAAACGAAUCACGUGUUAAUGGUGGACAAGAGGCCUGGUAAUAUGAUACAUGUUAUUGGCGGGUUAUAAGACAACCACUGCUACUCUGGAUGAUCGUUUUUAGAAGACAUAGCCUAAUCAUCAAUAUGGGGUUUGCUUUUUACAGGGAACUGAGCUCUUAACUUGAAGAUUUUAUUUUGGGAAGACAUGGAGACGAUAUGGCUUUAUCAGUUUCGGCUGAUCGUCAUUGGAGACUCCACGGUCGGCAAGUCUUGUCUGAUCCGAAGGUUUACUGAGGGCCGCUUCGCCCAGGUGUCAGACCCGACCGUGGGGGUGGACUUCUUCUCCCGCCUGGUGGAGAUCGAGCCCGGCAAAAGAAUCAAACUUCAGAUCUGGGACACUGCGGGACAGGAGAGGUUCAGGUCCAUCACCAGAGCUUACUACCGUAACUCAGUGGGCGGGCUCUUACUCUUCGACAUCACAAACCGCCGUUCCUUCCAGAACGUCCACAACUGGCUGGAGGAGGCCCAGAGCCACGUCCAGCCACACAACAUUGUCUUCCUGCUGGUCGGUCACAAGUGUGACCUAGAGGCCCAGCGCCAGGUGACCCAGCAGGAGGCAGAGAAGAUGGCGGGGGUCUACGGGAUGCGCUACGUGGAGACCUCGGCACGAGAAUCUAUCAACGUUGAGAAGGCGUUUGUGGAUCUGACAAGAGACAUCUUUGAGCUGGUACGGAACGGGGACAUCAAGAUCCAGGAUGGCUGGGAGGGCGUCAAGAGUGGAUUUGUUCCCAACACCGUCCACUCCUCUGAGGAGGUUACCAAGGGCAGCCGGCAAUGCUUCUGCUGAUUUACCUGGCUGCAGCAUUUGGGGGUGACAGGUAAUACUUCAGUGGACUCCAUCUGUAGGAGAUCUACGCCUCGCGCCUGGCUGCAUUCAGGCCAGUAUUUUGGGACUGGUAAUAUUUUCCCUGCUCAGUUAGGCCUUCACACUUUACUUCUAUAUAAAAUACAUAGUUUCAUCUUUCCAGUGCCUGUUAAUGGCUCUUCAUUGAUGUUCCUAACAGGCGUAGAAGCACAAGAAGCACAUCCUAACCCUAUCACUGUUCUGUGUGCAUGUGUGUGUGACUGUAAUAAUCCUGCUGUCUUUCCAGCUCUCAACGCUUCAGCUUUACCACACUUUUGGCCUUUCCUGAUGUGUACAGUUAUAAUCCAGUGGCCAAUUAUGUUGUUGGCGCACAUCUUUUAAAGACUGAUACUGUCAGUGUAGUGUGUUUAUGCUCUCAUGUUAAUUUAUAUCUGAACCAGUGAUGCCAAGACUGAGCCAUGCCUCUUCCUUUUCACGCAUUAUACUCAAAAUAUAUUGCAACCUUGUACAGACUAUAACCAGUGAGAGAGACGAGACAGAAAGAGGUCUUCACUGAUUGAACUGCAUUACAAAUGCAAGUGGCUUAAUAAAUAAAGAGAGCGGAGGAUAAUAAACAUGAACUCAAAUUGUAGAAAGGUUUGAGACUCAGCUGGACUCUGUGUCAUGUAACAACUGCUGGAGAAAGAGUUUGCAAUGUGAAAAUGUUCAAUGGUACAUUUGCUGAAAGGAAAAGCUACUGUAGCUGCUCACUGAUAGCCAUUAUAACCACUUUAAGUCCAAGUGGUGCUGUCCUUUUUAAAUACUUUAAUCAAUACGGUAAAUACCCAAGUUCAUGUUUUCUACUCUGUGCUGGUUUAAUGGUGAGAAAGGUUAACCUUAAAGCCAUUUGUAUGGAACCCUAAGGUGUUCAGUAUUAAAUAAAUCAAAACAGACAUUUUGAACUUAACAAUCAUGUGAAUAAAUUAUAUAAAAUAUAUAAAUGAACCAACAAUGUGUAAAAUAACUAAAAGAAUACUGAACUCAUUAUUAUGUCAUGCUAUUUCAUUAGUUCAUUUUUAUUUGGUUAUUGACAUUUUACUUCAAAUGUUUGUUUGUUUUAAUUUCAUAAUGACAUUUUCUCAAUGAAGUUUAUUUCAGAUCACAUUUUAUUUUAUAAUUUCAAUUUACAUGACAAUGGUGUUGUCAUUGGCCCCUCACCUUGCCCAUGCCUCCUGCCUCUCUUUAACCAGCUGCUAUCAAAUUUAGCCCUUUAACUUUAUAGGUAGCUCCUGUUAGAACGACAACAAUGUCAAAGUUAUUCUCAAUCAGCCUUCUCGCUGCUGCUGCUGCUGCUGCUGUAAAUAAACACAGACACAGUGACUAAACCUUUUUAGCUUUUAAAUCUUAGCUUGGCAAGCCUGCACAUGCUAAGUUUACAACAUAGCUGGCUAACAAGCUAGGCAGGGUUGUGAGCUUGAAUUAUUUUUCAGCAUCAAAGUGAAAAGACAGUGUUAGCUAGCUCCUGUUAGCAACCAGAGAGAGAGAGAGAGAGAGAGAGAGAGAGAGAGAGAGAGAGAGAGAGAGAGAGAGAGAGAGAGAGAGAGAGACUGUCUGGCUUUUUGCUCUUCUCAGAGUUGUGUUUCUAUGAGGAACAUAUUUAGGAACAAAAUGCAGCCAAAGUUACUCUGAAUUUACCAACUGUGUUUAUUUACAGCCGCUGCCUCCUCCAGUUGGUUCAUUCGGGAUUACUUUGACAUUGUUGUCGUUCCAGCCAACAGGAGCUAACUGGCUACAUUUAAUAGCUGUUGUUGAGCUAGCUUAAGAGAGACAGGGGGACGUGUGAUUUGGCUGAAAGGUGAGACAACGGUGACAUCAGUAUCAUUAAAAAUGACUUUAUGAAGUAAAAAGUGACAUAAAAUAAAACUAUAAUUGGAAAAUAAAUCAUGAAAUAAAAAGUAAAAUUUCAAUCAUGAAAUACAAAUGAACUCCAAUAAAAUUUCUGAAAUGAUCCCAAAAUUAUUGUUUUAUGAUUUAUAAAUUGAACACAAUUUAUUCAUAGAAUUCUUUAUGUUAGAAUUUAUUCAUUGCUAAUUUAUUCAUUAUUGAACACUUUGGGGCUCCAUACAUAUUUGAAUAUCAAUUAUUAACAUUACAUGACACCUUUAGGUGAUAAUCUCCUCUCACACGUAUGCCUACAAUCCAUUUAUAGAUUCAAUCAUAUCCAUAUUUAAUCAAUGCUCGCCUCCAUUUUAACUCAAAUUUUCCAAAGAAAGAAAAUAAUUUUUACUUUUGAUAUCAUGUAAAUAGCCACCAGUACCUGGAAUCUUAUCAGACAGAUCAGAGUUAAUGAAGCUACAAAAGUGUAUGUAAAACACUGAAAGUGAACAAAUGCAGAUUAUUUGAACCCCACUACAACUUCAGGUCAGAAUGGUGGCAUAACUAUUUACUAAUUCUGACAGUUUAGAAAUAAUGAUGAGUGAGUUCAUUUAUUUUAACCGUGCAGUGGAAAUGUCUUUUUCGAGUGCCUUUUGGAGGAAAGAAGCCUAAUUCGCAAACACACACAGUCAACUUGCUGUUCACAACUGUGUUUAUCCUGUGAAUAUUAAAAUCUAAACUGUAAAGUGGCGGGGGACAUAUUGGUAUCACAUUACACAACCUGUAAGUAACUUAUUUGAAACCAUAAACCCUGCAAAGUUGACUGUUUGAUGUUGUUGUGACUCUGGGAUUAUUACAGCACAAGUGUCAUCAAUAAUUAAUACCUGGAGACAUUAAUAAAGAUUUGCCUUGCGCAAAAAAUUGGA
Perca fluviatilis (European perch) is the source of this 3844-nucleotide messenger RNA. RefSeq names its product ras-related protein Rab-39B-like. Gene Ontology annotation, biological process: Rab protein signal transduction. The coding region runs from base 405 to 1046 and encodes 213 amino acids. Lineage: Eukaryota; Metazoa; Chordata; Actinopteri; Perciformes; Percidae. Gene Ontology annotation, cellular component: Golgi membrane. Gene Ontology annotation, molecular function: GTPase activity; GTP binding. The record is from RefSeq and is a predicted model, not a curated record. The transcript is spliced from 4 exons.